This is a messenger RNA of Coniosporium apollinis CBS 100218, 1530 nucleotides long. RefSeq lists its product as uncharacterized. Gene Ontology annotation, molecular function: protein binding. The record is from RefSeq and is a predicted model, not a curated record. The transcript is spliced from 2 exons. NCBI's taxonomy places the organism in Eukaryota, Fungi, Ascomycota, Dothideomycetes. The coding region runs from base 1 to 1530 and encodes 509 amino acids.
AUGAGUUCAAAUGUGGAAGAAAAGCCCAGGCAGUUCAAGGAGGUCUCUCUUGUCGUAACACAGUCUCAGCCUGGCUCAAGCCGCUUUCCAAUCUCACAGCAAAAUGCAACCUUUAAACCUCCAAGCUUGUCUCGAUGGCGUAACAACCUCACUGGCCUGUCAAAAGUCUACAAUUUCUACUUCGUUGCGUAUAUGGACGCCAUCCACGUCUAUCAGCCUGGCUUUCCCACCCAGAGCGUCUCAAACAAGCCGGAUUUCAUUCUGAAUCCACCAAUCUCAAGUCCUGGUCUACAAGGUCACAUUGAUGGAUUGUGCCCGCACUCGAUCAACCACUUGCUAGUAGACUUUCUAGGCAACGAGGAGAUAGUCGUGGUGUGCUGUGAUGAUGGCGAUGUUAUUGCAUACCAUACAAGCGCCGUUCGCACAGCCAUUGAAAGGCGGCAGGAUCCGGAACAAGAGUUUGUGGACAACGAUCCCCGUCCCUUCUUCCAUGAGAACGUGCGCGAUAGCGCAUGGGGCCUGUCAGUGCACAAGGAAGCGCGAAUGAUAGCAGUCAGCGCGAAUACCUGCAAGGUCACGGUUUUUGCUCUUGCCCUCGCUAGCAAUGAGUCUCCCUCAGACAGUUCCUCAGACGAGCCUGAAUAUCCCGUAGAGUUGGAGAGCCUUCCCCUGGAUGCCGUCGAGGAUGAUCCGCAGGACUUUCCCACACCAAGAUCGAAGAGCAAUCGGAUAACUCUCGAUGGACUAUCUGAGAACAUACCAAGCGUUGCAUUUUGCAACACUGGGGAUGAUCCAAUCGGCCGUUGGGUCCUGGCCACAGAUAUAGGGGAUCAUUACAAACACGGUAUCUGGGAUAUCAGCGACAGCAGGCUGGAGGUCCGCAAGUCAUCUGCGUGGUACGGAAUGACAAGUGAUGAGGGCAUUGGUCGAUAUGGACAGCUGCCCUUACCCGGAGCGAAGCGACCAUUCCAUGGCAUUGCGGACAACGACACUUCCAGCGAGACACGGGCUGCGCUUCCCGCAAGCCCAUUCCUGCUCGUCUCGAAAGAGGAUGUCAUGCUCCUGCAACCGCAGCGCAGCGCAGUUCCCGAGCUACAAGAGUCCCACACACCCGUUGUCGGCUUCCAAAACCCGCUAUAUCAACACCUCCCACAUGGACUCUACCUCUUGGAAAAGUACGACAGAAUGAACAUGUGUGUGCAGGUACCUGAGCUGGGUGUUGUGAUAACUGCUUCGGGCAAGGGACGGGCGGCCGUGUUUUCCUUGACGCAGAAGGGCGUGGCGGCUGACAUCACCUAUGCCUUUCGACUCGAUUACAUAGUUCCGUUCACUGAGCAAGAGACUGCCAGAAAGCGACCAUGGACUGCACUGGUUGGAGUUGCUGUGGGACCGGUGCAAGGCACGCUGGGUCAGCAGGGAAGAGCUAGGAAAUGGAGGUUAUUGCUUAUGUAUGUGGACCACUCUGUGUUGAGCUAUGAGCUGGGUAGGCCUGCGGACAGUACGGUAGGAGCCCAGGCGUUGAUCGUUUGA